Messenger RNA from Peromyscus californicus insignis, 2269 nucleotides. It is a transcript of the gene Tfpi2, whose product is annotated as tissue factor pathway inhibitor 2. NCBI's taxonomy places the organism in Eukaryota, Metazoa, Chordata, Mammalia, Rodentia, Cricetidae. The transcript has 5 exons. Gene Ontology annotation, molecular function: serine-type endopeptidase inhibitor activity. Gene Ontology annotation, biological process: negative regulation of peptidase activity. The record is from RefSeq and is a predicted model, not a curated record. The coding region runs from base 84 to 788 and encodes 234 amino acids. Gene Ontology annotation, cellular component: extracellular region.
CUUAAAAGCCGCUCCCCUGCGAGCCGGCAACUGGCGCUCUCCUCCCUGCGCGCAUCCAGGGAGCCGCAGCUCCACCCGGUACUAUGGACCCCGCUACGCCCCUGCGGUUGUGGCUUCUGCCGCUGCUCCUGGUGGGCUCUGCUCGCGGUCUGGCUUCAGCAUCCGCUCAAGGGAAUAACUUAGAGAUCUGCCUCUUGCCUUUGGACCAGGGACCUUGUCGGGCCCUCUUCCUCAGGUUCUACUAUGAUAGGAACGAACAGACUUGCCGCGAUUUCAAGUAUGGAGGCUGCCUGGGCAACGCCAACAAUUUCCACAGUCAGGAACUCUGUGAAUACACUUGCGGGAAUAUCGAGAAAGUUCCUACAGUUUGUCGAUUAGAACUCAACACCUAUCCAUGUGAUAAGCCCAAUGUGCAGUAUUUCUUCAAUCUGAAGACCAUGACAUGUGAAACCCUUAAGCCUGGUCUGUGUAGCACGACUAUGAACGUAUUCCCUGAUGAAGAUACUUGCAAGGACUUCUGUGAACCAAGGAAACUUCCAUCAUUUUGCUCCAGUCCAAAAGAUGAAGGCCUGUGCUCUGCCAACGUGACACGCUAUUAUUUUAAUUCAAGAAACAAAGCCUGUGAGACCUUUACCUACACUGGCUGUGGUGGGAAUGAAAAUAACUUUUAUUACCUGGAUGAUUGUGACCGUGCUUGCAUUAAAGCACCAAAGACGUCAAAGAAAAGGAAGACAGGACGUGGUUUCAGAAUCAGAAGAAAGCCCAGACGUUGGAAGCCACGUUUUUAAGCAUUUCCUUAUACCUGAGGAAACAAAUCAUUAGUAAUUUUACUCAUCUGAUUUUACUGAUAUGUUACUUUUUUACCUGUGUAUUUUUUAUUCAUAACAGGAUGCUUUCCAAAUGUGAAACUAUGGUUUUAAAUUUACUGUUCAAAUGUUUAAGUGACUGAAUCCUUCAGUUAUCAGAUAUGAAUGUGAACAUGACUCACCCAAAUUCUUGGGGUGGUUAGUCCUACUUUCAGAAGACAGUGGUUACUAAAAUAUCAUAUGACAAUUUAAUUGUGCAAUUUUAACAUAUAUGAGCAUCAAUAGGAAUGGUGAAACCAUUUCAGAUUGUAAUUUAGGGUCCUGGAGACGACUUGCUGAUUUAUGAACACGUUAAACAAUCAUCCCAAUGGUAUUACUUAUACCUUGCCAAGUGUACUUCCAUUCCUGUCUUGUCAGACUGCAAUAUGAUUAGGAGGGGCAGUUAUUUCAAAGUUACAAUUAUUAUUGGAUAAAUUUUAAAUGUGGGUGAAUUUAUGAAAACAAAAACAUUUUCCUAGAAAAAAUCAUUACAUAUGUAAUUCUGUGUCUCUGUGUUUUUCCAUAUCUGACAAGCUAGCAAUCUUCUUUGACAAUAUGUGUUGCAUUAUUUCCUCAGACAAAAUGUUUUGGAGAACAAUGACAUUACUAGAUCUUUUGUACAUGUAAGAUGCAUCCUGCAUCAAAUGCAUGUAUGAUUUGGUAACUUGAAUUUCAGAAAUACAUUAUUUUUAAAAGUGGUUAUUACAAGAAGGUAGUGUUUUUCUUUCCUAGUAAGGAAAAUUAAGAAAAACUGUAUUAUGCUUUUUUAGUAAAUUUAACAUUUAAAAGUAACUCUUUAGCAAAAUUACAAGUACAUUCACUCUUUGCCUGAGAAGGUAUUUCUCUGAAAACCUAUCACAGUUAUUUUUAAAACAAGGGUGUGCUAGAGAACAUUGAUCAAUGCAGAAAUCUGGAAACAAACUAGAGGUGUGAAUGAGACUGGCUGGCGAAGUGACAUGUGGGACAUGAGCAGAGUGUCUGUGUGUGUACAUAAUCAGACCCAAGGACACAUCGAGGAAACAGGGACUAGACAAUAAAAAAAAAAACAUGCACAUUCUCAGACAUCAUGGGAGAUAUUGAUGUACAUAAAUGAUUAUAAAGGAUGGAGGCAACAGAGAGUUAAUGGAUAUGAGACAAGUUUUAGGUAAGUGAUCCCUCUUCUGUAGUUUUUACUUUGGAACAUGUUCUAUUUUAUGGAAAUUUAAACAAGCUAAAGGAAAGAAAUUAGGCACUUUUUGAACACUGAAAAAAAAAUAUAGUGGAGAAUCCAAGCAACUAUUGAACAGUGAAAUAAGUACAAAAAAAAGAUAUAGUUUUAGUUUUGGUGGCUUUUAGAACCAGUAUGUGACCAUAAAUCUUUGGCAAUAUACAACUUAAGGAUCUAAACAUUCUAAAGAAAUCAGAGAAAGUAUUGAAAAGUUCUC